UGACUUUCAUGUCCCAACCCAACUCUAUUCGCACGUUGGACCAAACUUCCCUAUCUUCUUGGUUUCAAAGCUUACCUAUUAUUACCAGAACCUGGUUAUUAGGGUCCUUUACUAUCACUUUGUUAGUUGGCUUAGGCUUGUUGAGAGUGAAGAGUGUCAUUCUUCUAUGGCCAAGCGUAUGGAAAGGCUUGGAGUUGUGGAGACUUUGUUUUUCUGUAUUGUACUUGGGAGGGCUUGGAUUGGGCUUUUUAUUCCAACUUUUAUUUAUUCUUCAGUAUUCCAAGUCGGUAGAAGAAGAAGUCUUCUUUCAUGACCCAGCAGACUAUUUAUUUAUGCUGCUUUUUUGUACUGGAAUAUUAUGGAUAUGGGAUAUUUUAGCUUUUCCAUUAUUCUUUUUUGGACCCAGUUUAUUAUCGGCUGUGAUUUAUAUGUGGUCCAAAUAUCACGCCAACCAGUUGGUUUCUAUAUGGGGUUUGGUACAAGUGCCUGGGAAAUAUAUUCCGUUUGUAUAUCUGUUGAUGGAUUUGUUGACCAGUGGAAGUUUGAAUAUGCGUGCUGUUGCGGGAAUAGUUGCUGGACACUGUUGGUAUUUUGUAGAUAAGAUAUAUCCAACUUUACCUGGCAAUCAAGGUCACAAAUUGAUUGCUACUCCCUUAUUUCUACGUCAAUGGUUACCAAGAAGAAGAACAACUUUAAGUGGACCUAUUCCUCCUACCACAAGAUCCACUUUCACUAGACAGCAACAACAUCAUCAAUGGGGUCCAGGAAGAGUACUUGGAGAAUAAUCAUCAUAAUAAUAAAAUGGAAUAUUGUUCC
Messenger RNA from Galdieria sulphuraria, 816 nucleotides. RefSeq names its product derlin-like protein. The record is from RefSeq and is a predicted model, not a curated record. Lineage: Eukaryota; Rhodophyta; Bangiophyceae; Galdieriales; Galdieriaceae. Gene Ontology annotation, cellular component: Hrd1p ubiquitin ligase ERAD-L complex; endoplasmic reticulum membrane. Gene Ontology annotation, molecular function: ubiquitin-specific protease binding; misfolded protein binding. The transcript has a single exon. Gene Ontology annotation, biological process: endoplasmic reticulum unfolded protein response. The coding region runs from base 9 to 785 and encodes 258 amino acids.